Pyricularia pennisetigena is the source of this 1539-nucleotide messenger RNA. RefSeq lists its product as uncharacterized. NCBI's taxonomy places the organism in Eukaryota, Fungi, Ascomycota, Sordariomycetes, Magnaporthales, Pyriculariaceae. Gene Ontology annotation, molecular function: ubiquitin binding. Gene Ontology annotation, cellular component: endoplasmic reticulum. The coding region runs from base 1 to 1539 and encodes 512 amino acids. The transcript is spliced from 2 exons. The record is from RefSeq and is a predicted model, not a curated record.
AUGGCGGACGGAGAGCCGGAUAUCAGCGACCUCUCGCCGCAACAGCAAGAGGCGCUGCAGCAGUAUACCAUGAUUACAGAUCAAUCUGUUCAUGAUGCCAUUCCGCUGCUACAGAGAUCGCAAUGGAACGCCCAAAUAGCAAUCGCGAAGUUCUUUGAUGGCGAGCAGCCCGACCCUGUAGCCGAGGCCCUCGCAGCACAGGAGCGAAAUCAGCAAGCGGGAGGUCCCGGCCUCGGCGGCACCGCGCGAUUCGAGAACCUCCAAGAUAGUCUGGACGGCAUCGAGAUGGAUAUUGUCAGUAACAGAAGACAAAGAACUGAGGCCGCGCCCAGGGUCGUCCCCCAGCCCGCGAGAAUCUACAGGGUGCCCUUCCUCUGGUCCAUCAUUACGCUGCCUUUCAGCCUCACCUGGAGAAUCGCCACGACCCUAUUUCGACCGAUCGUGUACCUUCUCGGCCUGCUUCCGCGUAACAUGCGACCCAGAGUCAUCGGUGCUGCGGGCUACGGAAGACGACAGUUGAUGCCGCGUGAUGCUGCAGCGCGGUUCAAGCGCGAGUUUGAGGAGAACUACGGGUCCGGCGAGCUGCCGUGGUACGAUGGGGGCUCGGCGCAGGCCUACGACGCGGCGAAGCGGGAGCUCAAGUUCCUGCUCAUCGUUCUCCUGUCGCCCGAGCAUGACGACACGGACUCUUUUGUGCGGGACGUUCUCCUUUCGCCCGAAGUCCUAUCGUUUAUUAAGGACGAAAAGAACAACAUCAUACUGUGGGGAGGCAAUAUUGUCGACUCGGAGGCAUACCAAGUAUCGUUCGAGUACCGGUGCACCCGAUUUCCUUUCGCCUGUCUUGUGUGCUUGACUCCCAAGGAAGGCAGCACCCGUAUGGGCACCAUCAAGCGCAUCCAGGGUGCGGUCGCGCCGGAGCGCUUUCUCGAGGACAUUAGGUCUGCCAUAAACAAGCACAAUCCGGAUCUGGACGGCGUGCGGGCGGAGCGUGUCGCCCAGGAGGCCGCGCGCAACCUACGGGCGGACCAGGAUUCUGCAUACGAACGCUCCCUGGCCAAGGACAGAGAAAAGGCGCGCCUUCGGCGGGAAGCCGAGGCCGCCGCCGCGGCAGCCGAAAAGCAGGCGCUGGAGGAAGCCGAAGCAGCGGCCCGACUGGAGGAGAAGAGGCGGCAGUGGAAGGCGUGGCGGGCCACGACGCUUGCAGAGGAGCCCCCGGCGACGGACAAGGACGUCGUUCGGCUCGCGCUUAUGAUGCCAGAGCACACGGGUGCAGGGCGCAUCGUGAGGAGGUUUACCAAGGAGGCUACCAUGGACGAGCUUUACGCUUUUGUCGAGUGCUACGACGUCCCCAAGGGGAACGACGAGAAGCUCCCGCUGCAACCAGAUGGGUACGAACACGAGUACAAAUUCCGCAUAGUUUCGCCAAUGCCCAGGGAGGUCUACGAACCAAGCACAGCUGAGACCGUCGGGGAUAAGAUUGGCCGGUCAGGCAAUCUGAUUGUGGAGACGAUAGUCUCAGACUCCGAUGACGAGGACUAG